GGGCCCCCACUGUCAGUGACCCCAGGAGAACCCACCACUGUGGGACACCCCCCCCCCGUGUUGGCUACACCCCUGUAUCCCAUGCCCCGGGGCCAUGCCACUGCAAGACCUGGGUCUGCAGAAGACCGUGGCACUGGCCUGGGCCAAGUCUGAACAACAGCUCAGCACUCAGAGCAUUCCACAGGAGCAGUGGGGGACAAGGUCACCCUGGUCCUCCUACCUGUCCUGGCUGCCUGUGGACUGCAAGGUUAGAAGAUGCCUCCUCUCCAGCCCAGAACGCCUGACCCAAAGAGGUCAGCAGCCCACAGGCAGUUUCUAGUUUCAGCCUGGCCUAGACGGAGUCCCCAAAGGCAGACCCCAGGCUUCUGACCCCCAGGAUGGAACUGAAGGUUCCCCCUCCCCAUCAGCCCCCAUCACAGGACCAAGUUGUCCAGCUUCCCUUUCAGUACCCCAGUCAGGACUCCCAAGGGAAGAGCUGGGCAUUCCUCUCCCUUGGUUCCCCAGACUUGUGUCCCUAGGAAUGGGUACUAGCCUCUUCCCCAUCACUCCCCAAACCAAAUGAGGACAGUUUUUUUUCCAUUCCCUCUCCGCCAGCCCUAUAUCUGCUACAACUGCUUAGAACUCCAGCUGAAGUCCUAACCAGGGAAAGUAAGGGGAGAUGUGAAAGUAGAGGAGUAGCUGCGCAGGUGUACUCAGCUGACCGCUGGGCGAAAGGUGUGCGCUCCCAGGAGAGAGGCCCGAGAGGUGCCCGCGGGCCGCCGUCGCGUGCUAGGCAACUUGGCGCGCGCAGCCGGCGUGGAGCGGCCGUGGGGCGUGCCGAGGGUCAUCCAGCCCGGAGCGCAGGCCACCGGACGUGGCGGAGAGCAAACGUGGGAAUCCCCGGGACGGACCUUUCCGCAGCCGAACAGGAGCAUCAGGUCCAUGCUGCUGCUGGCGUGGGCACCCAAGCCUUGGCACAGGCUAGCACAUCUCAAGCCAUCAGCCCUCCGAUGGACCCCAGGAGGCAGGGCCCUCCACGUGAGCUACGGGCUCCUGUCCAUGCAGGGCCCUGAAGGGACAGGCAGGCCGAGCAGGCCCCAGGGCCCUGGGCUUCGGACCAGGCUGUUGGUCACCGCCCUGUUUGGGGCUGGGCUGGGCGGGGCCUGGCUGGCUGCAAGGAAGGAGAAGGAGCAGAGGCAGCAGCAACGAAGGACAGAGGCCCUGCGCCAGGCGGCGGUGGGCCAGGGGGACUUCAGUCUGCUGGACCACCGCGGACACACACGCUGCAAGGCCGACUUCCGGGGCCAGUGGGUGCUCCUGUACUUUGGGUUCACUCACUGCCCCGACAUCUGCCCCGAUGAGCUGGAGAAGCUGGUGCAGGUGGUCCGAGACCUGGAGGCCGAGCCUGGCCUGCCCCCAGUGCAGCCGGUCUUCAUCACUGUGGACCCCGAGCGGGACACCGUCGCAGCCAUGGCCCGCUACGUCCAGGACUUCCACCCGCGGCUGCUGGGCCUGACCGGGUCUGCUGAGCAAGUAGCCCAGGUGAGCCGCAGCUACCGCGUGUACUACCGUGCCGGCCCCAAGGACGAGGACCAGGACUAUAUCGUGGACCACUCCAUUGCCAUCUACCUGCUCAGCCCUGAUGGCCUCUUCACCGACUACUACGGCCGCGCCGCGUCUGCACAGCAGAUCGCCGACAGCGUGCGGCGCCACAUGGCUGCCUUCCGCAGCAUCCUGCACUGAGCCACUCAUUAAAGGGGGUGUGACGGAG
Molecule: messenger RNA, 1750 nt
Organism: Canis lupus familiaris (dog)
Lineage: Eukaryota; Metazoa; Chordata; Mammalia; Carnivora; Canidae
Gene: SCO2
Product: protein SCO2 homolog, mitochondrial
Exons: 3
Coding region: 922-1722 (266 amino acids)
Biological process (GO): intracellular copper ion homeostasis; mitochondrial respiratory chain complex IV assembly
Cellular component (GO): mitochondrial inner membrane
Molecular function (GO): copper chaperone activity; copper ion binding
Source: RefSeq, a predicted model, not a curated record